AUUCAGUAGAAAAUUUCCCAAAUUGGACCAUGAAGGACUUUGAUGUAAUUUUCCGUACCUCUGUUUCUUCCACCUCUGUUCCGUACUCCCCCAGAUGACUUCUCUGCAAGAAUCUUGCUGGACUCUUCGAACCAACCUCCCCUGUUUGACCCCUUUUUCCUUCUUCCCUUCUUCUUCCCCAAUCUCUACUCUCUUCUUUCACAAACCCCAUUCACCAUGUUCCCCAACUUCGAAUCUAUCCCAUCUCCGAACAAGAAGUUCAAAACCACUCCAAUGGACCGCUCCUUUGAUCAUCUCACAGAGGAGAUCAUCUUUGCGAUUCUCGACCAUCUUCACGACGACCCUUUUUCUCGAAAAUCCUUUUCUCUCGUCUCUAAGUCCUUCUACGCCGCCGAAUCGCUCCACCGGAAAUCUCUAAGGCCACUCCAUUCCGACCGGAUUCCAACUGUAUCCCCUCGUUACCCUUCCAUUUCGAAACUUGACCUUACCCUUUGCCCACAUGUGGAGGAUUCUUUUCUGAUUUCCGUAUCGAGUGCUUGGAAAACGACGCUGCGUUCCAUCGAUUUGUCUCGGUCUAGGUCGUUUUCGAAUGUGGGGUUGUCGAAUUUGGUUACGAGUUGUACUGGGUUGGUCGAGAUUAACUUGUCGAAUGGAGUGGCACUGACUGACGCGGUAAUGAAGGUCUUAGCGGAGGCGAAAAACUUGGAGAAACUUUGGUUGUCGAGGUGUAAAUCGAUUACGGAUAUGGGGAUUGGUUGUGUAGCUGUUGGAUGUAAGAAGUUGAAACUCUUGUGUUUGAAUUGGUGUUUGCAUAUUACUGAUUUGGGGGUUGGUUUGAUUGCAACCAAAUGCAAGGAGCUAAGGAGUUUGGAUCUUUCUUUCUUGACGAUUACUGAGAAAUGUCUUCCACCAAUUCUUCAAUUGCAACAUCUUGAAGAGCUGAUUCUCGAGGAAUGCCAUGGAAUUGAUGAUGAAGGUCUCGAAGCUCUUAAACGUAACUGCAAGAGAAACUCGUUGAAGUUGCUCAAUCUGUCUCGCUGUCCAAGUAUCAGCCAUUCUGGUUUGUCUUCUUUGAUUAAUGGCUCUGAAGACCUUCAAAAGCUCAAUUUAUCAUAUGGCUCUUCCAUCACAACGGACAUGGCAAAAUGUUUGCAUAGUUUUUCUGGUUUACAAUCAAUAAAAUUGGAUUGUUGUUCACUUACAACUUCUGGGGUAAAAGCCAUUGCAAAUUGGCGUGCAUCUCUUAAGGAGUUGAGCUUGAGCAAGUGUGUGGGCGUGACCGAUGAGUGUCUCUCCAUCCUUGUGCAAAAACACAAGCAGUUGAGGAAAUUAGAUAUCACAUGCUGCCGCAAGAUAACUUAUGGAUCCAUUAACAGCAUUACGAGUUCAUGUUCUUUCCUUGUUUCCCUUAAAAUGGAAUCUUGUACCCUAGUUCCUAGAGAGGCUUAUGUGUUGAUAGGACAACGUUGUCCAUACUUGGAGGAACUUGACCUCACUGACAAUGAGAUAGACAAUGAAGGUUUGAAGUCAAUCUCAAAAUGUUCAAGACUUAGUGUUCUUAAGCUGGGAAUUUGCUUGAAUAUAAAUGAUGAUGGUCUAUCGCACAUUGCAAGUGGUUGUCGAAAAAUCAAAGAGCUUGAUUUAUACAGGUCAACAGGAAUAACAGACAGGGGCAUUGCAGCAAUCGCUGGGGGUUGUCCUGCUCUUGAGAUGAUUAACAUUGCUUAUAACGAUAAAAUUACAGAUUCUUCGUUAAUAUCCUUGUCAAAAUGUUUGAGUUUAAAAGCACUUGAAAUUCGAGGGUGUUGUUGCAUUUCAUCCGUUGGCCUCUCAGCCAUAGCAGUGGGAUGUAAGCAACUUACUGUGCUGGAUAUAAAGAAUUGUGUCAAUGUAAAUGAUGAUGGGAUGAUUCCACUCGCCCAAUUCUCUCACAACUUAAAGCAGAUUAACUUAUCAUACUGUUCGGUUACAGAUGUUGGUCUGUUGUCUCUAGCAAGCAUUAACUGCCUGAGAAACAUGACCAUCUUGCAUUUGGCUGGCUUGACUCCAGAUGGCCUCACUGCUGCCCUGCUGGUUGGUAGUGGUCUAAGAAAGGUGAAGCUGCACUUGUCGUUCAAAUCCUUGCUUCCUCCAUCUUUUCGUAAAUACAUGGAAACCCGUGGAUGUGUAUUGUACUGGAGGGACAAAGCAUUCCAGUAGGUUGACCGAGGUGAUAAAGAUUGGAAUUUUCACAGUGGGAAAAGUUUGGGAGACUACACAUAAUCCAUGGCAAAAAUUUUGAAGCUUACACACUCUAGACAAGUAACUUAACAUGAAGCCAUAAUCCAAAGUAAAUGAGGAGCAAAUUGUCUGCUUGAUAUUUCAUAAUUCAACAUAGCCAAUGACUAAAGAUAUCACAACAUGGUCUACUCAUCUCAGUGCCACAGCUCCUCCUGCAGCCAAGUCGUUUCUCCCUUGUAGGGUGCAUUCCUGAACUCCAAAACAUGCCUCCUUGGGAGGGUUGAGAGAUUCGAACCAUCAUGGUUCCACGAAAAUGGCUUGUGCGUAUAACAUUUCAGUAUUAGCUAGGGAUGAGCCCCAAGUUUUUGACUUGGUCCAUAUAUAACAUUUCUCUUGAUUGUUGGGUGAUCUACAAAAUAAAGAAAAUUUCACACAGGGUGUUGGUAUUUUUGUCUUUUUUUUUUCUUUUUUUCUUUUGGCCAAAGUCAAGGCUAUUUUCUUCUGUUAAACCAAAAGUUCAUCCCUGGUUGGGAUUAGUCUCCAUUUCUUAAAUCUUCUUUGUAAUCAUCAUCGUUUCUGAAUUUGAAUCAUUUCUAUUUUUUCA
Molecule: messenger RNA, 2824 nt
Organism: Cucumis melo (muskmelon)
Lineage: Eukaryota; Viridiplantae; Streptophyta; Magnoliopsida; Cucurbitales; Cucurbitaceae
Product: F-box/LRR-repeat protein 3-like
Exons: 8
Coding region: 217-2199 (660 amino acids)
Biological process (GO): SCF-dependent proteasomal ubiquitin-dependent protein catabolic process
Cellular component (GO): SCF ubiquitin ligase complex
Molecular function (GO): protein binding
Source: RefSeq, a predicted model, not a curated record